AAACCGAAAAUAAUGGCAAUAACAAAAUGAAACGAACGAUGUGCACAAAAAAAUUUAAAACCAAUUGAUUAAACAAAUUCGAUCUCACUGUCGUACAUGUCGUACCUGGAUGCUCCGAGGACACGCUUCACGCGUGUCUCCUUUGAUCUGGUGCUUUCUCCACCGAAUUCAACCGACUGUGGUAUAAUGAAUGAUCACCAAAAAAAAAUAUGACCAAUACUUGAAAAAAAUACCGUACGAACACUGCCUCGUUUGCUGCAUGUGGAUCGCCUUAGCAGCCUUAGCCACUGUCGGGGCCCAAAUGGUCCCCCAAAACGCUCACUGUGUCGUCUACACAGACAGCUGCGGACAGUUACUGGACACCCUCCCGGUGUGCCAAGAUUUUAAUCGACAAGUGUGCAACCGUCCUGCCUGCAAGUUUAUUCAUCUCAGUGACGGAAAUGUGGAGGUGAUCGAGAAUCGUGUAACGGUGUGCAGGGACGCAGUGAAGGGUGCGUGCAUGCGACCCCAGUGUAAAUAUUACCACAUACCGGUCGCAUUGCCGCCGGCACCUCUGAUGGCGAUCGCAUCGUCUGCCUCGCCUUAGGGUCGCUUUUGCCAGCGGUUAACGCGCCGGGACCGCGUGGAGAGGCAAGGAAGAAGAUUCGAUAAGCUUGCGCGAACACGCAUCUCCGUGCACGUCGGAAUCGUGCAUGGGGGCGGCAUCAGCAGCGACGGCGGCGAACAAAGCGAGUGGGAAGAAAUUGAGUGAGGAACGUCGUCGUUCUCGUCGUCGAUUCGAUUUAGUUUCAAUGUCACGUCGAUAUUCCUUCACGACACUCCUCUCCGCUCGUAAUGUACACGCACGAAUGUGCGAACACACGUUCAGGUGAUAGGGUGAAAUAACGCGCGGCAGAAAGGGAGGAGAAAAUAAGGGAAGGGCGCCAAAAAGAUUUCUGUCGCGUGAAGUCGAAAAGGGGGAAGGAAGAAAAUGUAUAAAUCUUUAAGUUUUUCUUUCCUUUUUGUCUGCGAGAGAGGCUGUUGUGGAUUGAGAAGACUGAAAAGCCGAGAAAAGAUUCGACAGGUGAUCACAGAGGCUGGAAAGGUCGAGCGAUCCGGUGUAAAUCGUCGUAACAGUGCGGCGAGGGUACAAUCGAGAAUCAUCCAGAUAUUUUUUAUGAUUACAAUAAACUAGUAAGCGAAGUCUUCCCUAACAUUGUUUUUUUACUUCUUUCGAUUUAUAUUUGACUUCCUGUGAAUCGUUGUGCGACGAAUUUUGAGAUGCUCGUCGGAAUAAUUCGGAAAACCGGUGUAACGGUGUUUCACCUUCCACGAAUUCCUCUUUUUGUUAACUCGCUCGUGUCACGCGAAGCGAAGUCUCCUCGGAUCGAAUGCAAAGUACUGACGGCAGAACAACGGCGAUGUGUUUUUGUCCCCGCGGGGAACAAACGUCAGACUCGAAAAUGUCGGAACCCGAUCUUCUCGCGAUCGAUAGAGUUAGCGAACAAUAACCCACGAUUCAGCAUCGUUCAAGUUUCUACGACUUCCUCAUCGUCGCGGGUCAUACAUCAAAACUCCUUUUCCAGUCUUCGGUGAUCGGUGAUCGAUGAACCGGACAGCUUCCUCUCAAAGAGCAACAAGAUACAACUGAAGAGAGUUUUAAUUCUCGAUAUUUGACUUCUGCUUUUAUUAUAUCGAUAUCUCAAAUAUAAUUAAAUUUGCUUUACAGAUGACAAGUGGAAGUAGCAAAAUGUUAUAUGUGCAAUUACAAUACACUGCCCUUGUUUAUCUUUAUUUUAUGAAAUGAAAUAAUUGCUCUACUUUAGAGUAGACAUUGAUUAAUAUUCAUUAUAAACUUCCAUUAUAUUUCAAUGCUCGAGAAACUUACGUUUCUCGAUGUGCAUACAAUUUUCUUCCUUUCCUCGAUGCUUAUCGCAUGCAUUCAGUGUCUUCAUUCGCCGUUACGUGCAAUGUGCGUUCGCGCAACGCAAGAUAUGCUCGUGAGAAAACUUGGAGAGAAUACGUUUCGAACUAUUGUUCUAUAAAGGCGUAUAAAUAUAAAUAUAUAUAUAUAUAAUUAUAUAUUCAUGCCAGAUUCCGGUGUGAGAGAAAUCGUAUCUGUAUCGCAUAAGUAGACUAGCUAGGGGCCGCGAAUCAACGCGACGAAACGAAUGACCGAAGGAUGCUGAUCUUGAAGAAGGAAAAAAACGCAAAAUACAAAAUAUAACGACGAUAAAUAUCACCGAGACGAUGAGAGAAAAUAAUUUACACGAGAUAUGAUAUAAAACGCGGCGAACGCAUAACGAAGUUUUUUAUACUCGUAUAUAACAAAUCUCAAUUAUAUUUUGUUUUUAUGAUAAUAAUAUAAACGCGUGUGUGUAUAUACAUACGAGAAGAGACCUAUUAUAUGUAUAUGUAUGCAUAUGCGAGGGUGUAACGAUUUCGCGCGAAGAGAAGCAUAAUAGUUAUCGGCGGAUUGUUUGGCGACGAUUAGGCGAGCGGAGCGAAGUAAUGGUCAGAAAUAGAACGUUGGAAUAUGUCAGAAGAGUUGCGAAGCGAUCGAUUCUCUCGCUCGAGAGGAACAGGAAGCCUUAGAACGAGGUUUACGCCGACUAUUUGACUUUCGACCGUCUUAUUUAGUUCGCGAAAUGGGCAAACGCCGAAAAUCGCACAUUCUAUAGGCGGGUAAACACUAUUUAAUUAUUACACUACGACAAAUGUAUAUGACAAAUUUAUAUGCAUACGAUAAGAAAUUAUAUUUAACUAAAAAUACACUUUUGGGGGAGUUGGGAGUAUAAACGAGAGAGCGCGAUCAUGAGAGGAAAUAUCGCGAGGUAUUCUUGGCGCGAACGAGAGCUGCCAAGAGAGAGAGAGAGAGAGACGAAAGGAAUCGUUUUAUAUCUGCUCUUCGAGAAAAAAAAACGAAAAAAAGAAACAAUCGAUCCGUUGGAUCGCGUGCAUAGGUUUACACGAUCGAUAGGAAUAAGUUUGUACGUUGUUUCAGUCUUCGUAAAUUAACGCGAUUCUUCAUAAAUACUUUAAUUGUUGCGUUAAUAUUCUUUAAUCUAUAAUUAUUUGUUUCCUGUGGUAUCGCAUGAAGGACCCCCCUCCAUCGAUCGAGUCUUUCGUUAUUAAAUGCAUUCUUCAUGAUAAUUCUUUCGUGCACGCUUAAUUGCAUUUCUGAAGCUAAUCUCAAGUAUGCUCUACGAUUACGCGUGCACUUCGCAUAUAUAUUCGCGUCAGCGCGAAUCUCAUUUCUUUUCAUAGUUUAAAAAUUUAAACGACACAUUCUCGCGUCCAGAAUAAAUGUUCCGAGCAAUAUUUUUUUAAAAGGUAUACAUAUAUAUGUCGAAAAUAUUAACGAUAAGGCACGCUUGCGGAUCUAAUUUCCUUGAAAAUGUCUCGAAAACCGAUUGCUCACUUGAGAGAAGAUUUGCUCCGGAGUGUCACUCUUAACGAGUUCAGCUUUCAAGUCUGCGAUCAGCGUAAGACUCUACCAAUUUCACUACACGCGCUAUCACACACAAAUACGUGGCGAUAUUUGAAAGACAUUUUACCGUCCAGGAGAGGCUUACACCAACUUUCCCGACCAACGACACUAUCAUAUAUGAUCUAUCGAAUUUUCAUAUUAAAAUAUAUUGCUAAAUGAAAAAUGCACUUUUGAACUAGUCAUGAUGAUGGGUCCGGGUCCUUCACGCACUAUUUUUUUACUAUUAAAUAUGUCAUAUUAUCCUUUUUUUAAUUUAGUUAUUACAUUAACCGUUUAAUCGAUUACUUCGUCACAAUAGUAUGAUUAUUUAAACAAAAUUUAGGUAUAUAUAACAAAGUACUCUAAUGACAAAAUAAGUAUAGGAUAUAAAGUACUAAAUAAAAAAACAUUAAACGAGUGAUUAAAGAGUUAAGCAAGUAAAUGUUCCUGUACAGCAUUUAAGAAUCAAAGGACACUCUUAUCAAAGCAAAAAGAAAAACAGAUUAUACACUUUUGGUAUUAGAAGGGAAAGAUUCGAGGCUGCCAGUAGGCGCGAAUAUAGCUGGAAAUUCAACUUUGUAAAUUAUUCGUGUACAUAAAAUAGUAUUAUUACGUGAAAAAUAAUUCGAUUAGCGUAGACAGAGUAAAAGUACUGAGGAGUCUAGGAUCGUCAUCGAUUUCAAAUCGUUCGUUAAACAAAUCCAUGGACGAGUGGGAAGAACGUUUUAUAUGUGUGUUACAAUAAUCCGUUUUAUAAUUUUUACACAUUUCUUUGCGAUGAACCGCUCAAGUUCAUCCGCUUAAAUCACAGUGUUGAUUUUUUUUUCAUAUUUUUUCUUUUCAACUUGCUUCUCUCCAUACCGUGAUUCUAGUCAUAAAUUCAAAAUCAUUUUCUCACACUCUCUUUGUUUCCUUUGACACCAUUGUUUCUAAUAUUCGCAAUAUCAUAAUUCGUACGUUAAUCUGUUUUAUUUACCUUUGUCUUCAAUAUAUCGUAUUGAAUACGCGAUGGAUAUCGCGCGCUAAACGCAACUCAAAAAGGAUAUAGAUAAGUGUAAAUUCAUUGAAAUGAACGAGGAAAGAUAUAGACGGACGAGAGUUUCUCCGUGCGCCCAUACUUAGUAUAUGUACAUAGAUUUAAUUAGAUACACAUAGGGAAGAAAAAGAGAUACAUAUGUUAUAUUAUAUAAAAUUAAGUACAAUAAUCUAUAAAUGUCCAUUUAAAUAAUUCAAUGACACCACGAAGAGGAGAGUAAAAUAUUUUUAAUUGUGAUUCCACUUAGAGUGUACUCGAUACUUUCUCUUAGAGACUCUCGAGGAGAUCCGUGCGCUCCUUAUCUUUAGAUUAUUUCAUCUUCUUCAGUAUUAAUAAACUGCAAGUAAAUUCGUUUACUAGAUUUUCUUAUGGAAAGACACCAAGAGAAGGAACGAUAUUUAGAUUCGUCCCACUCGCUGCCAGCCUAAACGAGCAAAGUCCUUCGAGAAGUUAUCGAUAACUCCUCCUUUCGUGUUGUCUCGCGAUGGUACGGUUCGUUAAAGCUCAGGUAUGCCCUAAUCCCGACGCGCUCGAGAACGAGAGAAACGACCGGGAUGCCUUCGGCUUAUUUUCGAACGAAUUUUCCUCUUUAAUCGCUAAAUGAUGAAUUAGUUUUAGGUAAACAAAACGAUUACAUACAGACAACGUAUCUAAGAGCGCGAAAUCGACAUCGGACAGUACUACCCGUCUUUCCCUUUAAUACCAAAAUCUCUAGUAAAUACACGAUGUAAACGAGUAUUAUAAUUAAUGAUAAUUAUGCGAACUAAAAGAGAACAAAAUGGACAGAAACGAUGGAAGGAACGAAGCGCUACUCCGACUUAUGGACAUAAAUACUACGAGAGUCAUUCUAAAAAGUGAAAACUAAAAAAAAAAGAUAAAAACAGAAGACAAUGAAAACACGAUGAAAACGUGACGAAUCCACUGGAGUUUGAGCUUCCCAACUUGAGUCAAGGGUUUUAGCUGCUGCAGCAAGCUAUCGCAAAGCAAACGAAUUAUUUGUAAUCAAGUAAGAAAUUCACCCGCACGAAUUUGUUGACGCAUUGUGUUGAAGCAUUGUUCGGCGUCGGCAAAUCCCUCGUGAUUUGCCUUCGUGAGGAGGCUUGAACAAAAGUUGUUUCAUCUUGUGUAGCGACAUCAAAUUCGACGGGUGAUUUAUAUAUGCUGCCGCUUAAAAACAGAACGCUGCUUCGCAUGGCCAACAAUUUGUCUGCUGGAUCGCAUGAGAAACGCGAUCACUCGGAAAUGAAAGCUAUUAUAUUGUCCGGACGUUAAUUCUUAACUGAAAAUCUGUCCUAUCAGAUCGAGCAUGUAAUACCGUUUUCACCAGCAUUAGUUGAGGAUUAACGAACAUUGUUGAGGCACUGUUGCGCAAAAAUGCGGACAUUUUUUUACGUUUAAAAUACGUUCUACGACGACGCAAAAAAGGUUUUUUCCAUGCAAAAAUAAUCGAUGCCCGAUUUUAUUCUCAUGCGUUCUAUCAUUCGUUGGCCGGAUAUGCUCGUGUGUACCCACCUAGCUUUUUGCGCGCUACGCAUUUUUGACUCUGCUAGGAGAAAGAAAAGUAGGCGAGAGAGAGAGAGAGAGAGAGAGAGAGAGAGAGAGAGAGAGAGAGA
Molecule: messenger RNA, 6097 nt
Organism: Linepithema humile (Argentine ant)
Lineage: Eukaryota; Metazoa; Arthropoda; Insecta; Hymenoptera; Formicidae
Source: RefSeq, a predicted model, not a curated record